Messenger RNA from Sinocyclocheilus rhinocerous, 3173 nucleotides. It is a transcript of the gene rx1, whose product is annotated as retinal homeobox gene 1. Lineage: Eukaryota; Metazoa; Chordata; Actinopteri; Cypriniformes; Cyprinidae. Gene Ontology annotation, molecular function: DNA-binding transcription factor activity, RNA polymerase II-specific; RNA polymerase II cis-regulatory region sequence-specific DNA binding. The coding region runs from base 516 to 1508 and encodes 330 amino acids. The record is from RefSeq and is a predicted model, not a curated record. Gene Ontology annotation, biological process: positive regulation of transcription by RNA polymerase II. The transcript has 4 exons.
AAACUUUCAGUUCAUCCUUUUGUCGCUAAAACAAUUGAAUUUUCUAAGAGGAAGGAGAAACGGCUUCAUUAGUGUCACCCCCCUCCUGUGGGGUGUAUUCAAGCUCCAUUUAGAGCAAUUACUUGAGCAGAAACCGUCUGUCAAUCAUUCUUAAGGGGGAAGAGUCCCAAUUAAUGAGCUCCUGUAAUCCUCUGCUAUUAUUUCCCUUCUGAAGAGACACACACACAAACACACACCAGCUCUCUGUCCAGCGGAAUCCACUAGAGAACUGUGCAUUCGUGUAUGUUUUCACGUUUAAAGUGAGAGCAGUUGAGGUCAGUCGGGGCGUACAGUAGCAGACGGAGGCGUGCUCAUCACCCGCAUGUGACCCGCUGCAGGGAGAAACAGGUGGAUGCGGGUCAGACUGGAGACAGAAAGAGCACGGAGCAUCUCGUGUCAGAGGUAAAACCAGUCCGUUUUGGAUUCCAUCAGAUCAAGUGGUUUUAUCAGUUGUACGGCCCCAUCCCAGCAUUCGAAUGCAUUUGUCACUGGACACCAUGAACAUGGUGGAUGACAGCUGUCUUUCGCUCAGUAACUUCCACGAGAUGGUCAAAGCGGGGGGCGCGGCGGUGGGCACUCGUGUCCACAGCAUAGAUGUCAUCCUGGGCUUCAACAAGGACCAGGAUCCUUUGCUCAACCCUGGAGGCAAUGUGGUAGCACACAAAGUUGGAGGGGAAAGUCUUGGAGAUCCAGGGAAGCAGGACCAGCGGGUACAACCCUACGGGCACCUGCCACCCCUCAGGGAUGCUUCGGAGCAACCUGCAUUUCACGAUGCUGAUAUAUUCUCCAACAAGUGUGACGGGGAGUUGGGCGAUCUGCGGAAGUCCAUUGAGAGUGACAGCAAGUCUCCGGACUUGGCCGAUGGGGAGCAACCCAAGAAAAAGCACCGCCGCAACCGCACAACCUUCACUACGUACCAGCUCCACAAGCUUGAGCGAGCCUUCGAGAAGUCCCACUACCCUGAUGUUUACAGCCGAGAGGAGCUGGCCAUGAAAGUCAACCUCCCUGAGGUUCGAGUGCAGGUUUGGUUCCAGAAUCGCAGAGCCAAAUGGAGGCGACAGGAAAAAAUAGACGCCAGCACUAUGAAGCUCCAUGACUCCCCCAUGCUCUCCUUCAACCGCCCACCAAUGCACCCCACCAUGGGCCCCAUGAACAACUCGCUGCCCCUUGACCCUUGGCUGCCCUCCCCUCUAUGCAGUGCCACUCCAGUGCACAGCAUCCCAGGGUUCAUGGGUCCUACACAAGGACUACAAGUGGGCUAUGCCAAUCACGGUUUCCUUAGCCCACCCCAACCCAUGGCCCAAAGCAUGCAGCCCAUGGCGCCACCUCCAUACCAAUGCCCUCCUCCCUUCACUGACAAAUACCCUCUGGAGGACGUAGAUCAGCGCAGUUCAAGCAUUUCCGCACUGAGGAUGAAAGCUAAGGAACACAUCCAGUCCAUGGACAAAACCUGGCAACCCAUGUGCUAAGACAGGGUACAUCUCUCUUUAGCUUUCUUGGUUACUAAUUGGUACUGAAGGCUACACAAGAACCAUGUUUCUUGUAUUGGAUGGUUAUCUUAUUCUCCAGGUCAGAAAAAGUUGGGCCAGCGAAAUGUAGGCGCUAAAUGAGUUGUGUGCCAUUUAUUAAUUUUUUUGCAACUGGAUGUAAAAAAAAACCUUCCAAGCAACUGUUGAAGAAAAAAAAAAUCUGUUUCAUAUAUGUAUUUGUAAUGCACACAUUGGCAUGUUUUUUAUGUCUUUCACUGUCCUAAUAGGUUUAAUUGGUUUUGGAGUGGUUUCUAAAACCAGAGUUACUGAAAUGUGAAUAUGAGGGCAUGUUUUGCAUCACAUAACCUCUGUCUGCAAAUUUACACUUCCUCCUGGUCCAGAUGUUUUGGGUUGAAACAAAAGAUAAAUAUGAUCAGCGGUUAGAAAAGACCUCUUACACAGGCAGCUGAUUUUAUCAAAACCCCUCUUUUUGAUCACAAAGGCAAGGACAAGGGACAGAAAUGAUUGGUUUUGGGGGAAAAGUUUGCACGCCUCAGUGUUCAUUAGAGGCAAAUGCUUAUUGGCAGACCCAUCUCCUGUACGUGCAGAAGGGGAAACUAUGCCAUCACCCCUUCAUGACUCCCCCUUUGUUUGGGCCAGUUGAUCAAAGUCUGAUCUUUUUGUUUCAGCUUCUUUAGAGGGAAAGACUGUCAGAGACUGUCACUUUAAGACACCAAUCAAAAUCAGAAGUUUUUUUUUAGAUAAAACACCAUCAUUGUGCUUUAAGUCUCAUUUUAUGAUGACUCCGAGAAUAAUUAACCAUCAAAACAGACCUGGCUUCAAAGGACCAAUGUCAUGUCCCACAAACACGCAAGUGGGAUUCGCUGCUUACUUUCGAAAGGAAACUCACUCAGUUCGUGUUGCCAGAGUUUUUGUAGCAAUAAAUCAUGUGUAGUUGUGUUUGACUAAUAACGUUCUGGACAGCUAGAUAUUGAUUCCUGUCAGGAAAGGUAUUAAACUUUCAGGUUGAUUGAAUUAUUCAUUUGAACGAACUAUGCUUACUAAUAAUGUUUUAAGAUUAGCUGUAUAGGAUGUCAAGGAUGAAGAAUUUGUAGAUGUUAUGAACACAUACAGUUGAUUACACUGUAUAAGCCAGUUGUUUUUUGUUUAAUGUUGCUUCCCACAGUUCUAUUAUGAGGCUCUUUGGGCCAAAUGUUAGUUUACAAUCUGAAUCUAUGUUUAGAUGACUUGCACAGUUUGAAUAAUUGCAAAGCCAAUGUUAGACAGCAAUAUGACAAUCAUGAGUAAUUAAAAUGAGUGUAUGUGCGUAUGAUGUUUUUUGUCCAAAAAUACAAAUGUGGUUCUCAUGUUUGUAAUGUGUCCUAGACGUUUUCACGAUUACCUUUGAAUCAAGCAGAGAAAUGAAUGUCCACAAACAUUCUUAAGAAUAAACAAAUCUAGUUUCUCAGAGAUUUUCCGUUGACUCAUCCAUUCCUGGGAAGAUUGUUUGGAAGUCUAUGUCUCUGGUUGAACUAUAGGAAAUACUGUCUAUUUCAUAACCCCCUCCUGUCUCUGUUUCUUUUGACCCAUGGCGCCGAGCCAGCCUGUUAGGAAGAUAAGGUUCCAGUCAAUCAGCCUGGCCCGGGAGGGGGCAUUGGCCCCAGG